AUGUUGAAUGACUACUUCCCGUCGUGGCCAUGGUACUACUGGGCUGUCGGCUACGUCGUGCUCCGGGUGUUGUACACUCGCGUGCACGAAGCCCGCCUCCGCAAGAAGUUCAAUGCGCUGAAGCCCACCAACGACAACCGCGACCCCACCGGGGGUAUCAUCACCGCGUUGGUGAUGAUCCUCGCUCGUAUCAAAGGCAAGAACCCCAUCGAAGCCAUGCGGUUCCAGUUUGAACACCUCCCUAAUCCAAAAGUGCACACGUUUAAAGUGUUGAUGUACGGUAAGCCGUCGUUCAUCACUAAGGACGCCGAAAACAUCAAGGCGGUGCUUGCCACUCAAUUCAGCGAUUUCGACAUUGGUAACCGCCACGGGAUCUUGCUGCCGCUUUUGGGCGACGGUAUCUUCACCCUGGAAGGUAUGCACUGGAAACACCUGAGAGCGACUCUCCGCCCUCAAUUCGCUCGUGACCAAGUCGGCGAAGUGCUGUUGUUUGAACGUCACUCGCAGAAGUUUUUGGCGCUUGUCCGUAAAGCCAAUGGUGAGACCAUUGAUAUUAACAAUAUGUUGUACCAAUUCACCAUUGACGUCGCCACCGAGUUUUUAUUCGGUGAGUCGAUUGGUGCCCUUGACGACGCCUCGGGGUCACUGGCGCUGGUGUUCAACGCCGACUUCAAAGACGUGCAAGACAUGAUGCUGAGACGGUCGCAAGCGCAACGGUUCUACUGGGUGUGGGACUCGCCGCUGUUCCGCAAGAAGAUCCGCUUCCUCCACGACUACGCCGAGAGAUACGUCGAUAAGGCGUUGGCGACUCUGCCGGAAGAGUUGGAAGAACGCAGUAAGGACCGUUAUACUUUCUUGUACGAAUUGGUGAAAGUGACCCGCGACCGCAAGAUGCUUCGGGAUCAGCUUUUCAACAUCUUGCUUGCUGGACGCAACACCACUUCACUUUUCCUUACUUUCUUCUUUUAUGAGAUGCUGAGACGGCCCGAUCUCUGUGACAUCGUCCGUACCGAAGUGCGGGGGUUGUACGGCGAGAAGGAUGACCCUCGUCUCGACGAAAUCACCUUUGAGCUGUUGAAGCAGACGAAGAUGCUUAAGGCGUGCUUGGACGAAACCCUCAGAUUGUACCCGUUAGUGCUGACCAACUUCAGAGCGGCAAUCAAGGACACCACUUUGCCUCGCGGCGGUGGUAAGGACGGUACCGACCCCAUAGUCGUCGAGAAAGGUGCCACCGUCAUCUUCUCCACCAUUUUAAACCACCGCAACCAGGACUUCUGGGGUAAGGACGCCGAAGAGUUCCGUCCCCAACGGUGGUUCGAAGACAAGUUUAAGCGUCCCGGGUGGAACUACAUGCCGUUCUUGGGCGGGCCCCGUAUCUGUCUUGGCCAGCAGAUGGCGUUGACGGAAGCGGCGUACUUGGUGACACGUCUCUUCCAAGAGUUCGAUAACUUGGAAUCGUGCAACACCGAGUACCCACCCAAGCUCAUCGUCCACACCACCAUCAAGCCCAGCCAAGGGUGCAAGGUGAAGAUUUGGUAA
This is a messenger RNA of Diutina rugosa, 1539 nucleotides long. RefSeq names its product cytochrome P450. Gene Ontology annotation, molecular function: iron ion binding; oxidoreductase activity, acting on paired donors, with incorporation or reduction of molecular oxygen, reduced flavin or flavoprotein as one donor, and incorporation of one atom of oxygen; heme binding. The transcript has a single exon. Bases 1 to 1539 code for a protein of 512 amino acids. The record is from RefSeq and is a predicted model, not a curated record. NCBI's taxonomy places the organism in Eukaryota, Fungi, Ascomycota, Pichiomycetes, Serinales, Debaryomycetaceae.